AGGAUUCAAUGAGUAUCUGGUGCAGAGAACCACUGUGGCCACUGAAUGAUGCAUGUUGCCGUCCACUAUGCAGCUUAUUGUGACACUGAGCUGGAUGUAGGACGAUCUUACAUGCAACAGCGUUGAAUAACGACUAGAUUGCUAAGGUUGUAGCCUAGCUGACGGGAUGUUGGCCCAGUUUUCAACCUUCCAGAGCCAGGCAGCAGGUUAUUAUCGAUACAUGCAUUGGCUUCUCUUAGUGAAUCCCCGUUGAGGGAUCUGUCAAUGCAGCGGGAUGUCCCUGCUUAUCUUUUGCCUGCUGUCGUUGCACGUCCCAUCCUUAUAUUUUCUCUCAUCUCCUGAUGCAUCUGACGACCCUGAUUCCAAAUGCAUAACGGUUGAGGCUGCACCAGCUGGAGUGCCCCCACACACAAAUGAGACUCAAAUUGUUGCCAAGGAGGUCAUUCUGUGCGCAGGAGCGAUCAGCACGCUGCAGAUACUGAUGGUGUCCGGGACUGGACCCGACGACGUGCUGCUGAGGGCGGAAAUCCCCCGCCUAGUCCUCGACGCAGAAGGCUUCGGCAUACACGUUGGAAGGAACCUAACCGAUGUUUAUACACCAAAAAUCUAGCUAACUAUUUUUUUUACCAACCGUCAUUCAGCAUCUCAUGGUUUCUGCCAUUUCCCGCCCUAAGGACCCAGUUGAUUAUCUCGAUCAUUCAAACCUUAUGUGCUGCUGUAUCUUCUUCAACAUGCCCUUUUGGCCCAGGUCCAUUUUUUUC
Cantharellus anzutake is the source of this 761-nucleotide messenger RNA. RefSeq lists its product as uncharacterized. The transcript is spliced from 2 exons. The coding region runs from base 275 to 610 and encodes 111 amino acids. NCBI's taxonomy places the organism in Eukaryota, Fungi, Basidiomycota, Agaricomycetes, Cantharellales, Hydnaceae. The record is from RefSeq and is a predicted model, not a curated record. Gene Ontology annotation, molecular function: flavin adenine dinucleotide binding; oxidoreductase activity, acting on CH-OH group of donors.